CACUUCCUUUUUCUGAUAGUCCGAGAGCUACUGGCAGGCGGGGCGGGGAAGGUGGACUGCGUGGCCUGGCCUCCGGGCGCAGCUGGAGGCUUCUGGAGCUCAGGCUGAGGUCGCCUCACUCAGGGUCCCUCUGCGAAGCUCCGGGGAAAGCUGUGCUGCCGCUGCGCCUCCACAAGGGAUUGGGACUCAGGACUGGUCGGAGCCCGCUGUCCACAGUCCCGACUUGAGCUCAGCACCGCUGCUAAGCAGGAGGAACAUCAGGCAUGCAACCUGAGGCUCCUUACCCAGGAACACAUUUGCCAGCUGGAUAUGGCCCUCAGUAUCCACCAGCAGCAUACCAAGGACCUCCAGGCCAGAACGGCUAUCCCACACCUCAGGGUGGCUACCAAGGGCCCCAGGGUCCCUACCCAGGGCCCCAAGCUCCCUACCCAGGGCCCCAAGCUCCCUACCCAGGGCCCCAGGGUCCCUACCCAGGACCACAAGAUGGCUACCCAGUCCCGCCAGGAGGUUAUGCAGGUGCUGGCCCAAGUGGCUUUCCUGUCCAAAAUCAGCCCGCAUAUAACCAUCCCGGUGGGCCUGGAGGGACCCCAUGGAUGCCGGCACCACCUCCUCCACUGAACUGCCCACCUGGGCUGGAAUACUUAACUCAGAUUGAUCAGAUUCUGGUUCAUCAGCAAGUUGAACUUCUGGAAGCCUUAAUUGGCUUUGAGACAAAUAACAAAUACGAAAUCAAGAACAGCCUCGGGCAGAGAGUUUACUUUGCCGUGGAAGAUACUGACUGCUGCACUCGAAACUGCUGCGGAGCAGCCAGGCCUUUCACCAUGAGGAUCCUGGAUAACCUGGGCCGAGAAGUCAUGACUCUGGAGAGACCCCUGAGAUGCAGUAGCUGUUGCUUCCCCUGCUGCCUGCAGGAGAUAGAGAUUCAAGCUCCUCCUGGUGUGCCAGUUGGUUAUGUGACUCAGACCUGGCACCCGUGUCUGCCAAAGUUCACUCUCCAAAAUGAGAAAAGGCAGGAUAUUCUAAAAAUUGUUGGUCCGUGUAUUGUGUGUAGCUGCUGCUCCGACAUUGACUUUGAGCUUAAGUCCCUAGAUGAAGAAUCUGUAGUUGGCAAAAUUUCCAAGCAGUGGUCUGGUUUGGUGAAAGAGGCCUUCACAGACGCAGAUAACUUUGGGAUCCAGUUCCCUCUUGAUCUUGAUGUGAAGAUGAAAGCUGUAAUGCUCGGAGCCUGUUUCCUCAUAGAUUUCAUGUUUUUUGAAAAAACUGGAAAUGAGGAGCAAAGAUCAGGAGUAUGGUAGUAGUUUCCUGAGAUUCCUCAUGAGAUUUAACAACUACGUACUAAUGGACACUAAAGGAACUAAAAGGAACACAUAAUGACUUCUUUUUUUUCUUUCAUUCCACUGAAAUAACUUUAUUUCAAGUAACCUGUGAUGCUAUAUGUCCUGUUGUACAAUGUGCUUUCCAAUUUUGUUUGUUUUCUAUAAUUCUGUCAUGUAUUUGUUUAAAGUAAUUACUGUGAAUUUGUGAAAAAUGUAUUAAUUUUUACACAUAGAAAUGAGCUUGUCUAAGAGAAGAUGUUUUGACUUACAAUCUUUUAUUCAUUUUUCAUUUUUUAUAAAAACUUAAGUGUUAUUGUAAUUUAAUAUGAAAUAACAUAUUAAAUGUAAUUAUAAUUUACACAAA
Molecule: messenger RNA, 1680 nt
Organism: Meriones unguiculatus (Mongolian gerbil)
Lineage: Eukaryota; Metazoa; Chordata; Mammalia; Rodentia; Muridae
Product: phospholipid scramblase 1
Exons: 8
Coding region: 264-1295 (343 amino acids)
Biological process (GO): phosphatidylserine exposure on apoptotic cell surface
Cellular component (GO): plasma membrane
Molecular function (GO): phospholipid scramblase activity
Source: RefSeq, a predicted model, not a curated record